UAGAGGGUGAGCGUUUCAAAGUCAGGGGGACCUUUAAGUUGAGAGCAAAUCCUUUUCUCGAAAGACAAACACUGUUGAUAUUUCUGUUGUGGAUUUUUUUUUUACAUUUAUAUAAAAAAAAGUAAAGCUAUCGAAAAACGGAUUAUAAAAACUUGAAGAUUUGCACUUGCCUAGAAAGAAAAUCCUAAAAAAAAAGAGAGAGAAGGGGGUGAGUCAUAAAAGUUGAUGUUUGUGUGAAUGACUAAAGUGUGAUUGGUUGAUUCUUGUCAGUUAAUAUACCAGUGUGCACAGUUUUUUUUUUUUUUUUUUUUAAAAAGUUGCUUACCAAGAUGCGUGAGACAAAAGUGGCCAUUCUUGAUUUGUUCUGUUGUUCGGUUUAAUUUGUACUAUCACGUUCGUGUGCGCGUGCGUUUUAGUUCGAGAGAGGGCAAUUGCACAACACAUCCUUUCUCUUAGCAGCUUUUUAUCCCCCACCUGAGUGAUGACCUCCCUCGGUUGUGUUUGAAUGAAUGGGGGGAGGGGAGGGGAGGGGGGGUGGAUUGAGACGUCGAUUGCGGGCUUGUGUGUGAUUGUUUAUUUGCUGUUGAAAGAAAUGAGUCCACACGACAGGUACUCAUUUUGAAAAGUGUGCUUUUUUGUGUGUGUGUGUGUGUUUGUAUGAAUGCACAUUUGUGCCUAAGAACUUGGAUCGGGUGCGUGGCCAUUGAGACAUUAACUCUUUUUCGGAGUGAGUGUGACGUGUGUCAGUGCUCAGCACAGUGGAUGUCUAGUGUGUGUGUUUUUUUUUUUUUUUUUAAAUAUGUAUCAUGUUUUGUAGUUUGGUCUUGGGGUGAUCAGUCGGACGGACAGUGGGGUGCGAUCAAGUUGCCUUUUUGUCAGCUCUCGAACUUGUGAAUGAAACGUGUCGAGGUCUUGACUCUUGAGGAAAAAAAAAAAAAGAUUACAUCAUCCUAACGGUGCAUGUAAUUUAGCAUUGUUACCUGUUCGUUGUUGCAAUUUUGAGAAUGACGAGUUUUCUUUCUUUAUGAGAAAUAUAUACGAAUAUAUACAUUAUAUACAAAGUUGAAAAAAGUAUUUGGACUAAGAUAAUGAGCACUUGGGGCUGCUAUUUGUUUUUGUUUUUCUUCUUACGUUGUGAUACAGUUUUUGUUUAAUUCUCGCCAUGUGAAGUGUAUUUCUUAAGAAAAUAUUGAAUGUAUUCCAAAAAAUGACAACAAACCCGUGCUGAUAUAUAUUUUUCCCCCCCUCAGAAGAUUUCAAAAGUGGAAACAAUACAAGAAAGCUUCAGAGGUUGUUUUUUGUUUGUUUGUUUUUAAAUGUUUAUUUUAGUACACAGUGGAGGGAAAAAAAACUGUUAAUAGAUACAGUUGAACACACUGCCUCUACAAUCCUGAUCGUACAAAUGGUGACUAAGAAUUAAAAGGACGAUUUCUAUUCCAUACUGGAGCUUUGGUUUACAAACCACAUGGAUAUCAGUGGGUGCACCCCCCCCCAUGUCUUUCUCUUUUUGAUUCCCAUGUAAAAUGGGCGGGGUUUGCAAGUGCGCUUCUGCCAUUAUGGACAUUGAGUGCUGUUCUUGAGGAAUAAUGGACAAUAUCGCUGCCUAAACUGGAGCUUUUUGGGGGGGGGGGCUGCGGCGCAGAGUGCGAGGGAAAAACCGAAGGAUCGGCCUCCAUUGUUUCCCCACGUAUACAUAUAUUUGUUUUGUGGAAUGAAGCGCAGGGCGAUACCAAUCGGAGACGGAAGUCAAGAGGCAAAAGGCGUCCCGGGCUCGGUCCUCGCCAGCACUCACCCUGCCCGAACCAACUCACCUAUGCACUUUUGUUCAUUUCAAGCUGUGAGGUACCUUUUUUUUUGGGGGGGGGGGAGGAGGGGGGGAGACGGGAGCACAACGGGAGGAUGGUGGCAUCACUGAAAAGAAAUUCCCAAACUGAACUGAAAGACUGGAGCCUCCUGUACAUACUAUUUUUCUAUCACCUUUCAGAGUAGAUUCUAACUGGCUGAUGAAGGAAAUCUCAUGACACGCCAUCUAUGUCGGAGUUAAUUUUUUUUUUUUUUUUUUUGAGAACAAAGACAUUUUGGGACUUUUUUUUUGUUUGUUUGUUUUUAAACCUUGGAGUCAGCCAAGCGGAAAGAAGGUUGCAGCUCCCAAAGUCGGAACAUUUUGGCGGUGGACUUGGCCUCCGUGCUCUUUCUUGUCAACCAGAUGAAGCCGACCCGGGAGAACUCGAAACCUUGGCGCGGCUUUCCCGGACGGACCAAACGAGACGUGAGGACGGCGGCGUCCCGUCUGUGAGCCGCGACCGUCGUCAACCCACCCCGGACAGGCUGCUCCGGAUGAACCCGCUACCAGCAGGACCUGUUUGGAUGGCAAGGACAAAAAGAAAAAGCCGCUUUGGCUUCCAUUAGGUAAAAAGCCACCAUGAAGCCCUCGCAGCUGCGGAUUUGGGUGGACUGAAGACUUGUAUUAAGAAAAAACGAGAAAAAAAAAAAAGACUUGACAUGUCAACACUUGCCCGGUGUCACAAAUUUUACAGUCCAAAAGGGGUGGAAGAGUUAAAAGUAGGGCUUUGUAAAUCAUGUAUAUUUGUAUGCUGUUAUUGGGUUUUUUUUUGAGGGGGGGGGGUUAAUUCCCCUCCUUCCUUCAUGACUUUUGCUUUAAUCCCCCAGUUCAACAUGCCUUAAAAAAAAAAAAAAAAAAAAAAACAACUAAAAAACAAACUGUACAGUCACGUUCCGAAUGGCUUUCACUGACAAUGUUCCAGAAUUUGAGUUGGACAAAUUGCACAGCAACGCUUUUUGUGCCAGGCUUUCUGGUUAUCAGCAGAGCAGCAAGCUUUUCUUGUCUCAUAUAUGUAUAUACUUUUUUUUUUUUUUUUUUGGGCUGGUGGUUGGCUUUUUGGGGGGAGGGGGUGGGGGUGUUCACAGUUUUUGGUUUUCUUUCAGUGAAGAUUAGUGUUUAGAUGCGGGUUUGGUGUGGACUGAAAAAAGGGUUGAAGUCUGUAUUGUUUGGAGCUGAGCUGAUAGAGCGCGAGAUGAAUCAUAAUUGUUGCCAUGUGACCAAAUAGCAAUGAGCAACGUGCAAAUGUUUCAGCCAAAUUGAAUCAGAUCAUCCUCAAAUUCAAUUUUUUUUUUCUAGUUUUGGGGGAUUAUAAUUUAAGUGUGUAUUUCUUUUUAUCACUCUUACAUGCGUGGUUUUUGUAUUUGAUCCAUUACAUAGAGCAAAGUGUGUUUUGGUGACCCAAUUUGACCCCCAGGUGACACCAAAUGGGCAGCAAAUCCAGAAUAAUCGCGCUUCAAAGAUUUAUUUAUUUUUUUUUUUAUCCAUUUCCAGUGAUUUUUCAGAGCUAGUUUGAAAACAGCAUUGUAGAUUGGUUGUCGGGGGUAACUUCUACUACAUGGGAUACUUGUCGGCAAAAAGGCCCGUGGACGCUGUGAUGUCCUCGCCCGCCAGCAUAUUUAGCAAGCCACACUGCAUGAAGAAAGCCGAACGGAGCCACGCGGUGUCGACAGCCCACCGCCGGGCAUGAGCAAAGGCGCGGCUGACCCGAGUACGGGGCCUGAAAGUCCGGUGAUGGAGGGGCAGGACCCCAAGUCGCCCGCAACCCUCGCUACUGUCAAAAGUCCCUGGUUGGGUGAGGAGGAUCAGGGGUCGGGCGGGGACCUCCAACCUCCUGACCUGCACGAAGAUGACCCAGCACAAGCGGACGUGGAGCAGGGAGAACAAAGAACAAGAGACCCCCCAGGUGCCGAAGACACGGGUGAUGGAGCAGAGAUGGCUGAGCGCGCUGAGGAGGAUCCUCAGUGCCAGCGGAGCGCUGAUGGCGGCCACGAUGGAGAGAUGCAAACAGAAGAGAACCCCCACGACUCUGCAGACAGUCCGGAUGAAGGACAGCACCUGGCCUUAGACUUUUCCCAGCGCCCCCAGGUCCUGACUAGUUCCUGGAGCGAAUAUGCCAGUUUCACGGAAAAUUACCUCAAAGGUUGCAAAUGGGCCCCGGACGGCUCGUGUAUCCUGAGCAACAGCGCGGACAACGUGCUCCGCGUCUACAACCUCCCUCCAGAGAUUUACACGUACAACUGGGACGCGCUAGCCGAGAUGAGUCCGGUCCUCAGGAUGGCUGAAGGAGACACAGUCUACGACUACUGCUGGUACCCCAAAAUGAACUCGCUGGAACCCCACUUGUGCUUUUUUGCGAGCAGUAGCCGCGACAACCCGAUCCACGUGUGGGACGCUUUCCACGGCGAGGUGCGGGCCAGCUUCCGGCCUUACAACCACCUGGACGAACUGACGGCCGCCCACUCGCUCUGCUUCUCCCCCGACGGCUCGCAGCUCUACUGCGGCUUCGACAAAACCGUCAGGGUCUUCUACACGGAGCGGCCCGGCAGGGACUGCGAGGAGCGGCCCACCGCAGCGAAGAAGCAGAGCGGCCAGAGCGGCAUCAUCUCCUGCUUGGACUUCAGCCCGUGCCAGUCCCUCUACGCCUGCGGCUCGUACUCUCGCUGCGCCGGCCUCUACUCGUGCCAGGAUGGCACCCUGCUUGGGCUGCUGCCCGCCCGCCACCGCGGCGGCCUCACCCACCUGCUCUUCUCGCCCGACGGCUACCACCUGUACACAGGUGGCCGGAAGGAUCCAGAGAUCCUGUGCUGGGACAUUCGAGAGCCCGGUCAGGUCGUGUUCUCCCUUGCGAGGAACGUGGCGACCAAUCAGCGCAUCUACUUUGACCUCGACCCGUCGGGCAGGUACUUGCUGAGUGGCGGCACGGAGGGGGCGGUGACGGUGUGGGACUGCCAAGCCCCCGCAGGCGCCGACGAGGUACUGCGGCCGCAGCUCAGUUUCCAGGCCCACUGGGACUGCGCCAACGGAGUCAGCGUCCAUCCCUUCAUGCCGCUCGUGGCCACGUCCAGCGGCCAGCGGCAGUUCCCAUGGCCCAGCGACGGCGAGGGCGACUCUUCGUCCUCCGACGCCGAGGCCGAGGGAGCCGACGAGGCCGCGACCUCUUCCGUGGCCAACCGCGGCGACAACGGGCUGAGCCUGUGGUGGGCCGGACCGUGCGGACCCCCCGCCGACGAGCAGGGUGACGCGGUUUCAAACAUGCAGAGUUGAACCGGACACUUCACAAGGGUACGCUCGCGUGGCAAAACCGCCGACUGGUUCCUUUUCUCCAGCAAGGAUGCAAAAGGUGGACAGAUGGCCCAGAAGUGUUAAAUUAAAAAAAACAAAAACAAAAAAAAAACACGUUUUCUUUUGUAUGUCGUGCUAGCAUCCGAUUAUUCCUUUUUAUUUUUUUUAAAAAUGACUUGGACCUUCUUUUUAUUAACUUUAGCAUCUCCACACGUAACCCGACUGAAAUAAAAG
Syngnathoides biaculeatus (alligator pipefish) is the source of this 5359-nucleotide messenger RNA. RefSeq names its product WD repeat containing, antisense to TP53 (gene wrap53). The coding region runs from base 3527 to 5107 and encodes 526 amino acids. Gene Ontology annotation, biological process: Cajal body organization. Gene Ontology annotation, cellular component: Cajal body. Gene Ontology annotation, molecular function: RNA binding; protein binding. The transcript has 12 exons. NCBI's taxonomy places the organism in Eukaryota, Metazoa, Chordata, Actinopteri, Syngnathiformes, Syngnathidae. The record is from RefSeq and is a predicted model, not a curated record.